UGUAGGGAGGGGGUGGGGAAGAGUUCAUCGGUUGUACACUUUCCAUAGCCUCCCUGCCGAGUAUCCGGCCAGGACUCGGAUUAUGUAAAAACCCUCCUCCAGUGACCUUGCCGUGAUGUAGCUACUGGCUUUGAUCGCCCAAGCUGCUCCAUCACAUGAGGAGUGACACUUUGUCCCUCCAGUGUGUGCACAUUUUCUUCCUCCUUCCGUGUCUCGGCCGGAAAAUCUCCCCUCCAUAGGGUUUCCUGCUUAUUGGAUUCUCCGGACCGUCGUCCCUUUCUAGUCGAAUUUAAACUUGUUUUAAGGCUGUACCAGUACCUGGCCUUGGAAUCUUAAUGCCAACAGUACUUGGGAGUACUUAAUGCCAACAGUACUUGUGCAUAGAUACUUGGCUAAAAGCCUGCGAAAAGAAGAAAAAGUGAGUGAGAAGGUUGGAGGAGCAGAAGGAACCAAGCUCGAUGAGGAUUUCAAAGAAAUGGAACGGAAAGUGGACGUCACCAGCAGAGCUGUGAUGGAAAUAAUGACCAAGACAAUAGAAUACCUCCAGCCUAAUCCAGCUUCCAGAGCUAGACUGAGCAUGCUCAACACCAUGUCCAAAAUUCGAGGCCAGGAGAAAGGACCAGGUUACCCUCAAGCUGAAACUCUGCUAGCAGAGGCAAUGCUGAAGUUUGGAAGAGAACUUGGAGACGAAUGCAACUUUGGUCCAGCUCUAGGAGAUGUUGGAGAAGCCAUGAAGGAUCUUUCUGAGGUGAAAGAUUCUUUGGACAUUGAUGUGAAACAGAAUUUUAUUGAUCCCCUUCAAAAUCUCCAUGACAAAGAUCUGAGGGAAAUACAGCACCAUCUUAAAAAAUUAGAGGGCAGACGCCUGGAUUUUGAUUACAAGAAGAAAAGACAAGGCAAGAUCCCAGAUGAUGAGCUCCGUCAGGCUCUGGAGAAGUUUGAUGAGUCAAAGGAAGUUGCUGAAUUGAGCAUGUUUAAUCUGCUAGAGAUGGAUAUUGAACAAGUGAGCCAGCUUUCUGCACUUGUACAAGCCCAACUGGAGUACCACAAGCAAGCCACGCAGAUCCUACAGCGAGUUAGUUCCAGUCUUGAAGAGAGAAUAAAGGAUGCAUCAAUUCAACCCAGAAGAGAAUAUCAGCCAAAGCCCCGGAUGAGCUUGGACUUAACUGACAAUACCCAGCACAAUGGUGGGAUAUCCCAAGCCAGUACCCCUAAGCCCUCAGGUGCUGCUAUGGACCAGCCAUGCUGUCGAUCUCUGUAUGACUUUGAUCCAGAGAACGAAGGGGAACUGGGCUUUAAAGAGGGUGACAUUAUUACCCUCACUAAUCAGAUUGAUGAAAACUGGUAUGAAGGAAUGCUUCAUGGUCAGUCAGGUUUCUUUCCCAUCAAUUAUGUGGAAAUUCUCGUUCCUCUUCCUCAUUAGGAUGGCUGAAUUGCCACGUCUUGACCCCCCUAAAAAUAAAUGUCAUGUGUUGAUACCACUGCUUAUAAAAAUAAAGAAUAAAUAAAAUGGCUGCUUACUCCACAUCACAAGUAUAAGCUGCAGUGGUUCAAAAGUCAUCCGGCCCCACUGACAAUCUUUGGUUUUUGUGUUGUCGUGCUGCGUAGUGGUGAUGCGUGGUAUCUUCUCAAGGCGGCACAGUCAGGCACCUGGGAUGUUUACAUUACACCCGUGGUUGUCUCAGAGGGGAUGUUUGCCCGGAACAGGGAGGGGAAGGCAGUGGUGAAGGAUGCGACUCAGUCACAGUGUUGUGGAAGGGGGAGCAGCUAGAUUAUCAGGGAAGAUAAAGCAUAUCACCACUCUGCUGCAAUUUUAGUUCUCUGUAGGAAGAGGGGGGAAAUGCCCUUGGCCAUUCCAUCUUCCCCCUCCCAAAGGAUGCGGUUUACGCAGAUCUAAUAUUGCUAACCAGCUUUUUGUGUCUUCUCUUCUCAAAACUGACCGAGUUCUGCCCCUUGGAGAAACAGCAUUGCGCAUACUGCAGUUUGUCUGCAAAUGAGCCGCCACCAUUCUGUCCGUGCUGUUGGCGUAGAACUAGCUUUUUAUAAACUAGAUUAUCUAACCAGGGGCCCAUCCAGUAUUCAGGUUAAACAUUAAAAGCAUCCAAAGGAUAGGCCAGUGAAACAAAGUGUAGGUCCAUGCACCCCAUGUGGCUGCUCAGACACUUUGAACAUCAUGCCAGCAGCAAAUAGAUGAUGCUAAAAAAAAGAGGAAUAAAUAAAUAAAUAAAUGUAUCUGUUCUCACUUUGUGUAAAGUCUGGGCACAAUAUAAAUAAAAGCUUACAAUUUUAAAACACCAAGGGCCCUUAUUCUACAUCGUCACUAAAAUAAAAAAUAAAAAGAAGAGCAACUUAACACCGUGUAUUUUCAUUUUCAUUGACCUUGUGUUCUUUGAACAUCAUUUGUGUAUAUUCUGCCCUCAAUGAGGACUAAAAAAAAAAAAAAAUCCUUGUACUGAGCAAUUAAAGCAACAUGUGGCUAUAUAUGCAAAAACAUUUGAGUUCUUUUUCUCUCCAGAGUCUCCUAUUGUUUUGUUUGUUUCACCUCUUGCAUUCUGUGUGUGUAGUGACGUGUCUAGCUGAUUCACUGUUCUCUUUUGGCAACUACUAUAAGAGUUUGAUUUGAAUUAUCCAGAGUUCUAUUUAUCUAUAUAUACCUGUACAGACUCUUCCUGUGCUGCGCUUUGGAUGUGCCACUUCAGUAUUCAAUCAUGUGAAAAGAAAGCAAUCCUCCUGCUUUUAAUGUAUAAAACUUAUAUCAUGGAAAGCAUUGAUAUUUCAAAUAAAAAUGCUGACUGACUAGCCAGAA
Messenger RNA from Hemicordylus capensis (graceful crag lizard), 2806 nucleotides. RefSeq names its product SH3 domain containing GRB2 like 2, endophilin A1 (gene SH3GL2). NCBI's taxonomy places the organism in Eukaryota, Metazoa, Chordata, Lepidosauria, Squamata, Cordylidae. Gene Ontology annotation, molecular function: protein binding. The record is from RefSeq and is a predicted model, not a curated record. Gene Ontology annotation, biological process: synaptic vesicle uncoating. The coding region runs from base 362 to 1423 and encodes 353 amino acids. Gene Ontology annotation, cellular component: presynapse; cytoplasm; glutamatergic synapse. The transcript has 9 exons.